This is a messenger RNA of Pangasianodon hypophthalmus (striped catfish), 3880 nucleotides long. It is a transcript of the gene dapp1, whose product is annotated as dual adaptor of phosphotyrosine and 3-phosphoinositides. Bases 83 to 841 code for a protein of 252 amino acids. The transcript is spliced from 9 exons. Lineage: Eukaryota; Metazoa; Chordata; Actinopteri; Siluriformes; Pangasiidae. The record is from RefSeq and is a predicted model, not a curated record.
GUUCCUCUUUGCCGCGUUUAGGUUCCUUUCUGAAGUUCUGCUGAAGUGUCCAUCUCUCAGUAAAUCUGCCCCCGAAGCCGCAAUGAGCCUCUGCAGCUCCACACUCAGUGGCCCGGAGGACAUGGACGAGUUGGAGUCGGUUGGUUGGUACCAUUAUGAUUUGUCUCGACAUGCAGCUGAGGCUCUGCUCUUGUCGAAUGGGGUCGAUGGGAGUUUUCUGCUCAGAAACAGCCACAAGGGACCCGAAUGUUUUGCCCUCUCUGUCAGGGCAAAGGACUCGGUGAAGCACUUCCACGUGCAGAGGCAGAACGGGAGGUAUUCUUUUGGAUUCAACGAGUUUUCAUCCCUUCAGGAUUUCACCAGUCACAUGGCCAAUCAGCCGCUACUGGGCAGUGAGACAGGUAACCUGAUAGUGCUGCGGUUCCCAUACCCCCGACAGGUGGAGGAGCCAUCCAUUUAUGAGUCUGUUUGUGUGCACACAGCUAUACAGACAGGACGGAGUGAAAGUGACUUGGUCCUCAGUGCGCCAUCGCUUGGCACAAAAGAGGGAUAUCUGGUGAAACAAGGAGGCAUCAUAAAGAACUGGAAACAACGAUGGUUCACACUGAACAGAAAUGAGCUGAAGUACUUCAAAGACAAAAUGUUUUCAGAACCUAUUCGGACCCUGGAUCUGACCGCGUGCUCUGCUGUUCAGUUUGAUUACAGCCAGGAGAGGGUUAACUGCUUCUGUCUAGUGUUUCCUGAGAGGACGUAUUAUUUGUGUGCAAAAUCAGGUGUGGAGGCUGAUGAAUGGAUAAAGAUACUGCGCUGGAAAUUGUCACAGAUAAGAAAAGGAAGAUGAUGGCCAGAAUAUGGAAAAGAAGAAAAGGAACUACUCGGAGUGGGAGCUGUGAGGGCAGUUAGGAAUUAUAUAAUAGGAUGAACUUAGUCAGAAUUCGGUAGCUCCUGUGGUAGCUCCACUGUAAUCUGUUGUCAAGGCAUCAUUGUGUGGUUUGACGAAUGGCUAAGUAAGUUCUGACCUUCUGUUACACGGCCCACAUAUGGAGAAUUACAGUGAUCAGGGGAAGGAAGAGAAUGGGUCUAAUGGCAUUUACAAACUGAGGUCAUUAUUGGUGCAACUAAUUACACUUUCCCCUGUGGAACCAUGUAGUGCCUGUAGUGCACUGCUGCAUCAGUGCAAUGCACUGCAAGGUAUUGAUAAAAUACUAAAACCCUGGAUGGAAACAGGAAUUUAACUUAACUUGUUAAGUUAAACUUAAUUUAACUUUACUAACGGCUACACUGAUGACUCCUACCUCAUUAAACUGUGGUUAGCAGUUCUUGAAUAAAAGUGUGACAGUCAGCACCUUGAUCAGUGUUACAAAUGUAAGAUUCAGGUUUUUUUAUUUACAGUACCCUCCGAAAAUAUUGGAAUGACAAGGCUAAUUCUUUUGUUUUUGCUAUACACUGAAGAUAUUUGGGUUUGAGAUCAAAAGUUGAACAUGAGAUGAUAGAUCAGAAUUUCAGCUUUCAUUUCCUGAUAUUUACAUCUAGAUGUGUUAAAUAACUUAGAACAUGGCACCUUUUGUUUUAACCCAAACAUUUUUCAAGUGAUAAAAUAUAUUGAAACAUGUGAAUUACAGGUUUUUGUGUUGCCCAGGUAUGCCCUUAAUAGCUCUGAAUAUCUGUGAAGAAAAACCUCAAAACAACAGGCUACCAAAGUGAUGGAAAGGCCACAGUGGUCAACACAGCAAAGGAUUUCAUCAGGGGAAAAAAGUGGAAGGUUUUAGACUGGCCAGGUCAAUCACCAGACCUUAUCCCAGUUGAGCAUUCUUUUCACCUCCUGAACAGUAGACUGAAAGGAGAAACCACCCAAAACAAAGAACAACUGAAAGAAGCUGUGGUACAAGCUGGGAAAAGCAUCACCAAAGAGGAAUGCAACAGUUUGGUGAUGUCAGUGGGUCACCAGAUUGAUGCAGUUAUUGCAAGCAAGAUACACAAUAUACAAAUAAAUAAUAAAUGUUAUUUACUUUAAGACUAUCUAUUCCAAUACUUUUGCUCAUCUAAAAAUUGGGGUGUCUGCCACCAAAAGUGCCAUGUUCUAAUUUGUUUAACACAUCUCGAUGUACAGUACCACUAGAAAGUUGGUGAACCCUUUACUAUUUUCUGUAUUUCUACAUAAAUGACCUGAAAUGUGGUUGGAUCUUUAUCUAAAUCCUAAAACUAGAUGAAGAGAACCCAAUUAAACAAAUGACACAAAACAUGAUAGUUUUUACAUUUAUUUAUUGAGCAAAAUUAUCCAACAUUAAUUAUCUUUUUCAGAAAAAGUAUGCAAAUCUUUGCUUUCAGUAACUAGUGUGACCCCUUUGAGUAGCAAUAACUUCAACCAAACAUUUUCAGUAAAUGGUAAUCAAUCCUGCCCAACGGGUUGGAGGAAUUUUGGAGGAAUUCCUCCUUAUAAAACUGCUUCAACUCAGUGGUGGUGGUGGGCCUGCUUGCAUGGACUGAUCUUUUUAGGUCCUUCCACAACAUUUCCUUUGAGGUCAGGUCUGGACUUGGGCAUUGCAAAAUAUUGAUAUUACUCAGUGCAGAAGUGGCCUGUAGGUCCUUAGCUGUUACCCUGGGGUUCUUUGUGACUUCCUGUAAUAUUAUUAACUGCACCCUUGGAGUGAUUUUUGCUAGAUGACCACUCAUUGGGAGAUUAAUAUUUGUGCUGAAUUUCUUCCAUUUGUAUAUCACCUCCCUUGCAGUGAAUUGGUGAAGGCCAAACUCUUUAGAAAUAGGAAUGUCUUUUGAUUGAGGCAUGGCACACGCAAUAAACCUGUGUAGUGAAGACCAGAUUUUGAUAGUGAAGACCCAGGUUUAUGUUCAUGAAACAUGGGAGGGCCUGCUAAACUCAUGCCUGAUUGCUAUCCCCUUGAUUGAAACACCUGACUUCAAUUACCCCUUUAAGUUAACUCAUACUCCUAGAGGUUCACAUACUUUUUCCAAUAAAGAUAUUUAAUGUUGGAUAAUUUUGCUCAGUAAAUAAAUGUAAAAUGUCAUUUGUUUAAUUGGGUUCUCUUUAUCUAGUUUUAGGACUUAGAUGAAGAUCUGAUCACAUUUCAGGUCAAAUUUAUGCAAAAAUACAGAAAAUUGUAAAGGGUUCACAAACUUUCUAGCAGCACUGCAAAUAUCAGGAAAUGAAAGCUGAAACUCUGAUCAAUUGUCUGAACUUCAUCUUUUGAUCAUAAAUCCAAAUGUCUUUAGUGUACAGCAAAAACAAAAGAAUUGGCUUUGCUGUUCCAAGUACCUUCAGAAGGGAAUGUACACUGCAUUGGCAAACAAUGAACAUCAGGACGGACAUUUAACAGCAUAAAGCUACAGUGGAGUUUCAGCCAACAGUGACUUUCAACGUUUAUUCUUUAGUUGCAUUUGAAGAAAGCCAGAAGAUAUUUUUAACCCCUAAUAUCUGCUGGAAAGCCGUGUUAAACAUGGUGGUGGAGCUACUGUAUGGUAUUGGGCAGCCAUAUGUCUUGAUAGGAGUCUAGUUCAGAUAAGUUCUUCGUGUAGGAAGACGGAAGAUGGGGCCAUUUACUGGAGCAGGUGCACCAAACACUGUUCAAGAUGUCUCUACAGUUGUUGCUAAAUCCAGUAGUUGCUUUUACACAAAGAGGAAGUUGUACACUUUAAAAGGACUCAUUAUAGAAUAUUCUAGAGAAUAGUCUGUGAAGUAGAUUAAUUCCUCCUACUUUAUGCAGGAGACAGUAUUUAAUAGUUGAAUUUGUGCAAUAAGAGCUUUGCCAGAAGAACUGAGGCAGUUUUUUGUUCUAUAAAUCAUGAUCCUGCUCCUUCUUAAUAUUAUUGUGUUGUCCACCAACUUUUGUAUUGAGCAUGUCUGAUGCAGUAAUUUAUUUAUGUA